AUGAACCGCUCCAUCACAGGCGCUUGGGCCAACCAGCGCAACAGGAUAUCCUUGAAUAGCCCUCUCCCACCUUCUUCGCCAUCCUCUUCCUCGGCUGCAUCCAAUAUACCCGUUCCACCUCCCCCCGGAUCAGCCGCUGCUGCUGCCUUGGCUAGACAGCAGCAGGCGCAAGCUCAGCAGCAGAACGGAGACAACCCGUCGUCAACCCAGAACCAAGCAGAUGCCGACUCAUCCGCUGCAGCGGCUGUUUCUCCGAUUGCGAGCGGCUCGACGCGGCAGAGUUCGCCCAACCCUGCCUUGAUCGCAUCUACCUCUUCGCCUGUCAAGCGCAAGUCGCGCUCUUCACGCAUCGAAGGAAGCGGCUCGGCUGGCCCCUCUACAGCAUCUUCAUCGUCCAAGCGACCCAAAGGUCUCAUCUCCAAGCUUGUGAAUACCGCCGAGAAAUAUACCCCUCCAGCCACUCGUCUGGCCGAUCUCGGUGGCAUCUCCCACGCUAUCGAAAAGAUUCUGGAACUCAUUGCUAUGCCCUUGUGUCACCCCGAGAUCUACGCGCACACCGGUGUCAAGCCUCCUCGCGGUGUAUUGCUGCACGGCCCCCCAGGAUGUGGAAAGACCAUGCUUGCCGGCGCAGUGGCAGGAGAGCUCGGUGUGCCGUUCCUCUCGAUCUCGGCGCCUUCUGUCGUUUCUGGGACCUCGGGAGAGUCGGAGAAGACGAUCCGCGACACUUUCGACGAAGCCGCUUCCAUCGCACCUUGCAUUCUCUUUAUCGACGAGAUCGAUGCCAUUACGCCCAAGCGAGAGACGGCUCAGCGAGAGAUGGAACGCCGCAUUGUCGCUCAGCUUCUCACCUCUCUCGACGACCUCAGUUGGGAAAAGACUGACGGAAAACCAGUCAUGAUCAUCGGCGCCACCAAUCGACCCGACAGUCUUGAUCCUGCCUUGAGACGAGCAGGACGUUUCGACCAUGAAAUCGCAAUGGGUGUUCCCGAUGAGGACGGUCGUGAACAAAUCUUGCGAGUGCUCGCGCAAAAGCUUCGUCUCUCUGGAGACUUUGACUUCCGCGCGCUGGCCAAAGCCACACCCGGCUAUGUUGGCGCCGAUCUCACCGCUUUGACUUCGGCUGCAGGCAUCAUUGCGGUCAAACGCAUCUUCCAGCAGCUUAGCGAACAUGACUCGCUUCCAUCCAGUCUAUCAGCUGAACGCAUCUCUCAGGCUAUCGGCCUGCAUACCCCCCACGUUCAGCAAGAUGCAGCAGCCACUGGUGAUGUCGACAUGGACGAUCCCGAUCUGGCAGCGGCGGUUCUUGUGGUACAGGACACACCGGAAGCUGCACAAGCUCUUCCAGACGCAGCUGUUGCAGCUGCAGCGACGGAAGUCGGUAGUGAUACCCCGGGCGCAUCCACGGGCGCAGCGACACCUGUUACUGCUGCUGGUGACGGCACACCGACGCCAGUGUCCACCUCUGUCGCGCCCUCCAACGUCCGCCCUUCAGCCACUUUCUUUGAGGCCCUUCCUGAAAAUGUACGCGACUCGUCGAUCGCCUCGUUCCUCAAGAACCACCCUUUGCCUCUCACAGACGCACAGCUCGCACCUCUCGCCAUCACCAACGCCGACUUCCUCGUGGCGCUUCCCUCUGUGCAGCCCUCCUCCAAGCGCGAGGGCUUUGCUACCGUGCCGGACGUAUCCUGGGCCGACGUCGGUGCCCUGCACUCGACACGCGACGAGCUGUCCAUGGCCAUCGUGGAGCCCAUCAAGCGACCCGAGCUGUUCCGCUCGGUCGGUGUCUCGGCCUCUUCCGGUGUGCUCCUCUGGGGCCCGCCCGGUUGUGGUAAGACGCUGCUCGCCAAGGCGGUUGCCAACGAGUCGCGCGCCAAUUUUAUUUCGGUCAAAGGACCCGAGCUGCUCAACAAGUACGUCGGUGAAUCGGAAAAGGCAGUGCGUCAGGUGUUCGCGCGCGCACGAACAUCGUCGCCGUGCGUCAUCUUCUUUGACGAGCUCGACGCGCUUGUGCCGCGUCGAGACGACUCGCUCUCGGAAAGUUCGAGCCGAGUGGUCAAUACACUGCUCACCGAGCUGGACGGGCUCGAGUCGCGCGUACAGACGUACGUCAUUGCUGCCACCAACCGACCGGACAUGAUCGACCCUGCCAUGUGCCGACCCGGUCGACUCGACAAGCUGCUCUACGUCGACCUGCCCAAGCCCGACGAACGCCUCGAGAUUCUCCGGACCAUCACGGGCAAGACUCCCCUGAGCGAUGAGGUGGAUCUACAGAGCAUUGCACAUGACGCUAAGCUCGAGGGCUUCUCUGGAGCCGACUUGGCAGCGCUGGUGCGCGAAGCCGCUGUGCUGGCAUUGAGGGAGACUAUCCUGUUCCGCAACUCUCAGUCUACCCCUGCUCCCGCAUCAGGGUCGGCGAAGAAGGCCAAGAAGGCCGAGCAGGAGGGCGUCAAGGUGUUGGUCAUGCAGGCGCAUUUCGUCGCGGCGCUGGCCAAGAUCCAGCCCUCUGUCUCGGCGCAGCAGCGACGCAAAUACUUGUCGCUCAGGCAGAAGCUGCAGGGUUCGGUACCGAUUGAUGCUGGGUCGAGUGGGGGCGGCAGACGAGCGAGAUUCGAGGGUGAGGGCGAGGGCGAGGACGGCAGUGGUCCGACUCCUGCAGUCUAG
Messenger RNA from Sporisorium graminicola, 2661 nucleotides. RefSeq lists its product as uncharacterized. The transcript is spliced from 2 exons. The record is from RefSeq and is a predicted model, not a curated record. Gene Ontology annotation, molecular function: ATP binding; preribosome binding; ATP hydrolysis activity. Bases 1 to 2661 code for a protein of 886 amino acids. NCBI's taxonomy places the organism in Eukaryota, Fungi, Basidiomycota, Ustilaginomycetes, Ustilaginales, Ustilaginaceae. Gene Ontology annotation, biological process: ribosome biogenesis. Gene Ontology annotation, cellular component: nucleus.